AUGUAUUAUGUUGAAUUUACUUGAAUAGUAGCUGAUUUAUUUGCAUACAUUUGUGUUAUAGUUAGCGAAUUGUAGUGCUAUUCUGUCUCAGUGAAUCUUCCUUCAGAGGUUUUUAAAUCACCCGCCCUGACGGCCCCUUUUUGUAUGGCUGCGUAGACCGGAGCAGUUUAUAAGAUGAGGCGCAAACUUCUCGCGCCAGCUCAGAACAAGUAAGCUUCUGAGCGUAUUGGGUCUGGGCUGUGUGGUAUUAACAAAGGCCACAAUUCUAUUUAUAAUGUUGUUCUAAGACAUUUCGCCAUAUUUUUACACGAGAAUUCACAUCUUAAGGACUACUUCGCGGGAGCAUCUUUUUGAGGCUCUCUUUAUUCCAGACCAACACGCGUGGGAAUAUAAUGCCAAGAAAAGGGCAAACGACGGAGGCAAAUCUAGCAGUUGAUGUCCCCAAGGUGAAUGCAACGCGAUCACGAAAAAGGAAGGCAGAUGUUGCCAUUCACUUGCAAGAUCCAGAUGAUGAAGAAGUGGUGGAAAUGACCAAAAAGAAACAAUGCGGAGCUCAGGCGUGCUGGAGUCCUGACGUGCCUCUCGCAGAUCCUUACAAGCGGAUCCCCACACCUGACGAAGUCGAGGAACCGGUUACUGCUAACAAUGUGGGAUUUGCUGACUACCAUUUCCGAAAUAUUCUUGUCACUCCUAAAAGAUCUUCCCCUCUCCCUAACCUUUGCUGGGGAAGCAAAGAUGUUGUCUGGAACAACCUUUUAAGGAAGGAUGAAGCCUACACACAUGAUACUCGUGUCAUGGAAAGACAUCCUAACCUUCAGCCUAAGAUGAGGGCCAUACUUCUGGAUUGGCUGAUGGAGGUGUCUGAAGUAUAUAAGCUGCACAGGGAAACGUUUUAUCUGGCCCAGAACUACUUUGACCGUUUCAUGGCCACACAGACGAAUGUGUUGAAAACUACACUGCAACUCAUCGGAAUCUCCUCUCUCUUCAUCGCUGCCAAAAUGGAGGAAAUCUACCCUCCCAAGCUGCACCAGUUUGCCUACGUUACUGAUGGAGCCUGUUUGGAGGAAGAGAUGUUGACUAUGGAGAUCAUAAUCAUGAAGGAGCUUAACUGGAGUUUGAGUCCCAUGUCUCCGGUGUCCUGGUUGAACAUAUAUAUGCAGGUGGCAUACUUGAAAACAGAGGAAGUCCUCCUUCCCCAGUACCCAGAGGCUACAUUUGUCCAGAUUACAGAGUUGUUGGACCUGUGCACAUUGGACAUUAGAAGUCUGGAGUUCUCUAGUGGUCUGCUUGCUGCCUCAGCCCUAUUUCAUUUCUCUUCUCUGGAACUUGUGGAGAAAGUUUCAGGGCUUGCAUGGAGUGACUUGGAGAAAUGUGUUAGAUGGAUGGUGCCCUUUGCCAUGUCCAUCAGAGAAGUGGGCAGCUCUGGCCUCAAGACCUUCAAAGGGGUCUCUCCUGAAGACAUGCACAACAUUCAGACUCAUGCACCCUACUUGGAAUGGCUGGGCAAAGUGUACGCGUAUGAGGUGGCGGAUGUGGAGCGCAGCCAGAGCUCACCUGUUCCCUCAGGAAUGCUCACACCUCCACCCAGCAGUGAGAAGCCUGACGGUGUGGUGCCCUGAACCCUCCAACUCGGCUGAUGGUGAACCGAACCAUUGACUGGCAAUGGAGAAGUGCCUGUACAAGGCACACCCAGCACACACGCAAACACAACUCACAGAUUACCUGAAACGUGCACAAGACUUUUUUUUUUAAUAUAAUUCAGUCAAUCUUUUUUUUUUUUAACAGACUUGAAUUGACUCCUUUUGGGAGUUGUGUUUUUAUAUUAAGCUGUCAAUUGAUUUCUGUUUUAAUGGAAUUUUUAAGAUUUGAAUAUAUGGUGAAAAAGGACGUGUACUCCAAGCUGUACCCCCUGCCGAAAAAAACCCUCAGAGCUGUUACAGGCUCUGACUGCUGCUAAAGAGGGUAGGAUAUGGACAGAUGGAAAGAUGAACGCAGAAGACCCUGCCCAGAUUUGGCUGGGUGCGUUUGGGCGAGUCGUGUGGCCCAUGCUGCCUCACUGCCGUUUUGGACUCUGAAGAUAUUACUGGCAGGUUGCUGGUAGGACUAAGUGAACCAGCUGCCAAACCAGACCAGAGGAAAAGCCACCUUAGACAGAAGCUUAGACUGUGGACUCUUAUUUAAGAUUGACUCGGUGGGGAGGAAUCCCACGAGUUUGUAUUUACCAAAAUGAACAUUUUAUUUGGGUUCUUUUUAAAAUGAGAUGCUGCUACUUUUCAGUAAUGUUUUUAAAUAAAGGCUCUGUCUCAGACAGCAUUUAUGUUUUACA
Molecule: messenger RNA, 2326 nt
Organism: Alosa alosa (allis shad)
Lineage: Eukaryota; Metazoa; Chordata; Actinopteri; Clupeiformes; Clupeidae
Gene: ccne1
Product: cyclin E1
Exons: 12
Coding region: 393-1619 (408 amino acids)
Biological process (GO): G1/S transition of mitotic cell cycle; regulation of cyclin-dependent protein serine/threonine kinase activity
Cellular component (GO): centrosome; nucleus; cytoplasm
Molecular function (GO): cyclin-dependent protein serine/threonine kinase regulator activity
Source: RefSeq, a predicted model, not a curated record